Messenger RNA from Parasteatoda tepidariorum (common house spider), 3327 nucleotides. RefSeq names its product exonuclease GOR. Lineage: Eukaryota; Metazoa; Arthropoda; Arachnida; Araneae; Theridiidae. Gene Ontology annotation, molecular function: exonuclease activity; nucleic acid binding. The record is from RefSeq and is a predicted model, not a curated record. Gene Ontology annotation, cellular component: nucleus.
AUUAAUUUUUAUAUUGGCAGCGUCAUACAUAAAUAUAGAAUUGUUAACGGUGAAGUGUAACAUGAAAAUAAUAUAACGAUGUUGAUGACUUGUUUUGAGAUUAUUAUUUAGAGUGUGUCUCAUUAUAUGAAACAAAUCUUGCAUUGAGACAGGCAUAGAGAACUAGCAUCCGCUUAAGAUGAAUGACACCGCCACAAUCGUAAUUAUCUGAAUGAAAAAGUUAAAUGAAUGCUUGUCAUAUACUGUAUCAAAUCAUAGAAAUUUCCUCCUUGCGACAUCGAUGAAUGGUCAUCUUCAGAUUUGGGAAGAGUCCUCGAAGUCAUAUUGGGAACCGGAAAUUUGCGGCCGAACUUACGCCAAAGAAGGAAGUCAUUUAUUUUGAUAUUUUUUUUUAGUUACAUCUGAAACCUUUCUGACGCAAUAUCUCAUCAUAAGUGUUCGGAAUAUGAAUUCUUGAUUUCAUAUUAGGUUUAGCUUAGUUCUUGAAAGGAGGGUUUAGUCAUCGAGAAUUUGGUUGGCGACAGGUUUUUCCAAUAAAGUCGUAUAUUGUAAUUAUUAAGCAGUCGACACACUCCUAUGAAAUUUGGGAAAUAGGUAUCUCCCGGGACUCUUCUUUGGUCUAAUGCAGUGGUGCAAGCGCUGCGCCAAUUGCGCCGAACUGCGCCAAUUGUGGAAGCCUGCGCCAACCUGCUCCAAAUUGAAAGAAUUGGCUUAGAUUGCGCCAAGCUGCGCCAAAACGGGUAUUUUCCCCUUGAUAUCGCCAAGUCACGAUUUUAUGGCAACCAAGCUUAUGCCAUGUGGGGAGUUGCUACAGUAACGAGCACGUGCAUAUUUUACUGUGAGCUGAGCGUUCUUGUUCUUUUUUUUAUUAUUUAGUUAGUAGCAUUCCAUUCUUUUUGGUUCCAAGCUGAUGGAAAAAGAAUAAGAAAAAUGACUUCAAAAAAUGGUGGACGAUGUAGUAAAUUUAAUGAAGAUGUAUUAAAGGAGUGUGACCUAAAUGGAGAUCUAAUAUCAGUUUGGUGUAUUAAAGGCUCCAAACCAGAUGAGGCUAUUUGCACAUUUUGUAAUGUGACAAUUUCUUGCAAACACCAUGGAUCUGCUGCAAUCAAACGGCAUUCAAAAAAUGCUGGUCAUAUUGAUAAGUGUAAGAAUCAUCGUGAUAAGGAGGGAAUGCUCAUGAAAUCAACACAAAGAAGAAUUGACUUUUCCAACUCAAGAGGAAUAGACUGUGUGAUGACUCAUAAUGAAAAAGUGUCAGCUGCUGAAAUACAGUUUGUUGUCUCUUUGGCAGCAAAAGGAAUUUCAUAUUCAUUUUGUGAUGCAGCUACAAUGUUAUUUCCCAAAAUGUUCUCUGAUUCUAAGAUUGCAGAAGACUUUUCUUGCUCUAGAGCUAAAGCUUCUUAUCUCAUUUCAGAUGGACUUGGUCCACAUUUUAAGAAAAGUCUUCUGGAAGAAAUUAGAGAUAGUGGAGCGUUUUUUUCUAUCAUGGUGGAUGAAACACCUUUACCUGAAAAACGAAUGCAACAGAUGGAUAUUCUCAUUCGUUUUUAUAGCAAUAUAAAAGGGCAAGUUAUUGUCCAACAUUUACAAAGUUUCCAUAUAGGCCAUGGAACAGCUGAAAUAAUGUUUCAGUGCUUAUGUGAGGUUUUUGAUGAGUUACCCAAAGAUAAGCUUCUGUGCUUUUUUAGUGACGGCCCAAAUGUAAUGAAGAGUUUGAAAGCGAAAGUAGAGUCCCAAAAUGCGCAGUUACUGGAUGUUUCCAGCUGUUCUUUACACAAAAUUCAUAACAGCUUUUCUAAAGCCUUAACCACUUUUGGUGGUGAAGUAGAAGGUAUUAUAAUUGACCUUUAUUAUUUUUUCAAGCAUUCCUCAGCUAAAAGUGCUGAUUUUAGAAAACUGCAAGGCCAACUAAACGUGACCGAAAAGGUUCUUUUCAGGCAUGUUAGUAGCCGUUGGCUUACAUUAGAGACCUCGUUAGAGCGUUUUCUCGAGUUGUUUGAUGUUAUUUCAAAACUUUUCGAAAAAGAUCUAGGUACAACCAGCAGGGAUGGUGCUCGCUACAAAAGGGUGAAGCAAGCCCUCAAAGAUAAAUUGCUUUUGCCAAAAGCUCUAUUUUUAAGAAAUAUUUCAGCUAUAUUAAACAGAUUUUUAGGUCUUUUCCAAACUGAGGCACCAUUGAUUCACAUGCUAUAUGAUGAAAUGGUGUCUCUUGUUAAAGCGUUGUUAGGACGGUUUCUAAAGAGUUCUGCUUUUCUUAGUUUGUCUGGUAAGGACUUAAAAUCAUUAGAUGUAGAAAACGCAGAAAUUUGGCUAAAUUCAAAUUUAAUAGAUGUAGGACUUGAUACCACAAAGGCGAUGACAUCUUUAUCUUCCUCAGAAAAAAAAUCAAUGUAUUUGGGUGCCAGGUCGUUUUAUUUGGCAUGCACUAAAAAGUUAUUAAAAACAUUGCCUCUUGAAAAUAGGUUACUGUAUCAUCUGAAAGUGUUGCAUCCUGUAAUGAGAAUGGAGGAGACUUCUUUGAGGUCGAUAAGAUAUCUGGCAACAGUAACCCCAUCCAUUAUAAAACCUGAAGAGGCAUCUUUGUUACUAGAUGAAUGGACAAGGUUACGUGGGGAACCAGAAGGCUCCGACUCAAAUGAAUAUACAUCAAUUGAUGUGUUUUGGAAUAACUAUUUUGCGAAGAAAGAUAAUUUGGGAAAUAUAAAAUAUCCUCUUUUGACAAAGCUUUUUAAAGCUCUUUUGUGCCUACCACAUGGGAAUGCGGAUGUUGAAAGAGGUUUUAGUGUUAACAAAAAACUACUUGACAAUAGGGCAAGUUUAAAUUUGUAUAGUGUUAAUGGUUUGAGACAAGUUGUGUCACAUAUCAACAAAAUAGGGGGUUUAGAUAACUUUAAAGUUGACAAAGAAAUGAUUAAAGUGGCUCGUGGAGCAUUUAAAAAUUAUUCUGCUCGAUUAGAGGUUGAGAAAAGAGAAAGCAAAAAGCGAAAGGAAUGUGAAAACACUGAAACUGAGGAAAGUAGAUUGAAAGCUGCUGAAAUUGAUUUCAGAAAAAAUUGAAGGCUUCUCAAGAUCUCUUAGCCACAGCUGAAAAAAAUAUUAAGGAUGGGUUAAAAAAUAAAGACAUGUCGAUUAUAGAAAGUGGACAGAUCCUUUUAUCUGAGGCUAAGUCAAGGAUAGCAGAAUAUUUAACUGCAUUGGAAGAUACUAAAAAUAAACUUAACUUGUUAAUGCAGGGACCUUCAAAGAAAUGUAAAAAAUAAGAUAUGUUAUUAACAGGGGCCCCUAAAAUUCAUAAAAUUCCUAAAACUAUGCUCAGACCCUAAAAUU